Nicotiana tabacum (common tobacco) is the source of this 555-nucleotide messenger RNA. The record is from RefSeq and is a predicted model, not a curated record. Lineage: Eukaryota; Viridiplantae; Streptophyta; Magnoliopsida; Solanales; Solanaceae.
AUGGAAGUAUACAAAGAUGAUAUGCUGGUCAAGGCUUUGAAUGCAGGUGGCCAUUUUAAACACCUCCAGGAAACCUUUGAUAUCCUAAGGAAGCACAACAUGAAGCUCAACCCCGAAAAAUGCGUGUUCGAAGUUAGCUCCGAGAAAUUCUUGGGUUUCUUGGUGUCACAAAGAGGGAUCAAGGUCAAUACCAAUAAGAUCAAAGCAUUCAAGGACAUCUUAGACCAACUAACAAGCAUGAAAGAAGUCCAAAGACUAAUUGGAAGAUUGGAUGCUCUAAGCAGAAGAUCUGAUCCUGGUGGAAUAGGAGAACCGACCUUGCGGUACUUCCGGGCGGACGAAAAAGCAAAUAAUGAGGCAUUACUGGCCAAAUUGGAGCUUCUUGACGAACACAGAGACUUGACGCAUAUAAGAAUGGUGGCUCAGAAACAAAGGAUGGAAAUAUACUAUAACCGGAGAGCCAAUCUUCGCUAUUUUAAAGUGGGAGACUUAAUUUUGAGGGAAGUGACUCAGAACACCCGGGAGAUCAAUGCGGGAAAGCUGAGUCCAACAUGA